AAUAUUAUUAUGCUUGAUCAACGAUCACUGCCAUUUCAUUCUCUAAUCUUCAUCACACAGCGAAGUAUUUUAGGGUUUCAACGUUCAAAUUUCAUAGCUUCAGGGCUUGCAUCCAAUGUCUGACAUCGAAAAUCAUGCUUCCCUUCGUGGCCGUUCAUCGCCCGAUAAGCGAAUUUCUCGUGGAUCUGCUUAUGAAAGUUCACGGAUGACAAGGCAAGAUGAUGAAAGGAAAACCUUUCAUGACCGCCAUCGCAGAGACCACAAGGUUGGAAGGUUUAUGGGGAGGGGUAAAUAUGACAGUUAUAAUGGGCACAAGAAAAGUGAUUAUGAUAGGCAUAAUGACCGUGUUUGCGAUGGAGAAACAAAGCACAAAUAUGGAGCGCAUUCAAAGAGAUCGAGGAGGAAAUCAAGAUCAAGAUCACGGUCCAGAUCCCCAUCUCGGUCUGAAUGCAAAAGGACCUCUGGUUUUGACAUGGCACCACCUACUGCAGACGUAACACCUGCUGUCUCAGGGCAAAUACUGGGUACUGCUCAUACGAUUCAAGGAACUUCACAAAAUUUGUCACCAUUUGGAAUAUCACAGAUGGGAACACUUUCUGUAAUGCACAUUCAACCUAUGACACAGCAGGCUACAAGGCAUGCCCGGCGAGUUUAUGUAGGUGGGAUUCCUCCGUUGACUAAUGAACAGACAAUUGCAGCAUUCUUCAGCCAAGUCAUGAUUACCAUUGGGGGCAAUUCUGCUGGAGCAGGCGAUUCUGUUGUCAAUGUCUACAUCAAUCAUGAGAAGAAAUUCGCAUUUGUGGAGAUGAGAACUGUUGAGGAGGCUAGCAAUGCAAUGGCGUUAGAUGGAAUAAUAUUUCAGGGUGUUGCUGUAAGGGUCCGUAGGCCAACAGAUUAUAAUCCUUCAUUAGCUGCUGCUCUAGGUCCUAGCCAGCCAAGUCCACACCUCAACUUAUCUGCCGUUGGACUUGCUAUUGGUGCUGUUGGUGGAACUGAGGGACUUGACCGCAUUUUUGUGGGUGGGCUUUCAUAUUGCUUCACUGAAGAACAAAUAAGACAAAUACUAGAAUCUUUUGGUACUCUCCAUGCUUUUGAUUUAGUUAGGGAUAAAGACACUGGACAUUCUAAAGGAUAUGGUUUCUGUACUUAUGAGAAUCCAGCGGUAACAGACAUUGCUUGUGCCUCUCUCAAUGGCCUUAAAUUGGGUGAUAAAACAUUGACUGUAAGGCGAGCUACUGUCAGUGGCCAUUCUAAAACAGAGCAGGAACACAUCUUUGCAAGGGCACAACAGCAUAUAGCUAUGCAG
This is a messenger RNA of Arachis duranensis, 1306 nucleotides long. Its product is annotated as splicing factor U2af large subunit A. Gene Ontology annotation, biological process: mRNA processing. The record is from RefSeq and is a predicted model, not a curated record. Gene Ontology annotation, cellular component: nucleus; U2-type prespliceosome; U2AF complex. Gene Ontology annotation, molecular function: pre-mRNA 3'-splice site binding; poly-pyrimidine tract binding. NCBI's taxonomy places the organism in Eukaryota, Viridiplantae, Streptophyta, Magnoliopsida, Fabales, Fabaceae.